AUGCUUCAAUCAAUACUCAUUUAGAAGUUCUAGAUGAUCUUGAAUCUUUAGAAUAAAUUUUAAGAGGUUCGUUAUCUUUGGUAAAUUCUUAUAGCAAAUAAUCAAAAAGAAAAAAUAUGA
This is a messenger RNA of Paramecium sonneborni, 120 nucleotides long. NCBI's taxonomy places the organism in Eukaryota, Ciliophora, Oligohymenophorea, Peniculida, Parameciidae. The record is from the annotation of a GenBank genome assembly.